CACCGCUCCUCCUCCUCCUCCUCAACCGAUCCUCGCCUCCUCCACCGCUACUCUGGCUCCUCCUCAAUCACCUCUCGAUUCCACCACAUCCUCCUCCACCGCCUCAUCCUCAGCAAAUUAAUCGAGGACCCGACGUCGUCUUCUCUUCCUCAGACAUCCUCUUUCUCUAGCAAACUUAUUUAAGGGCUUGACGAAUAUGUCUGGAGUUCCAUCACGGAGCAAAUCACGUAGACUUUUACAGCGCGGAGAUCUGCAUCGUCAAGCGAGAGAGCGUAGGAGAGAACUCGAAUCUGCUCAUGUUUCUACAUCCAUACCUAGCGUUGGGGAGUUUACUCCAGUUAGAGAUAUAGAUUCAAAUCAAAAUGCACCCACACAAGAAAAUGAUUUACAGACGACCCCCCCUUCACACACUAUACCUUCUGGACAAUCGUCAGCUGCAUCUACAUCUGCACCGGUAGGUGUUCCAAAACACUCUUUUAAUCUUCGUCCUAAUCGUGCUCUGAAACGUGCGGAGCGACAGGGCGAUGGAGUGCAGUCACAAUCCUCUGUUCGCACUCGAGGCUCUAAUACUAAACAUAACCUGCAUCCUGAUGCUGAAAAGGGAGAGAAGGCAUGGCCUUUGUACCUUAAUAAUAGGGGCCGCCCCAUUGGUGAGUAUGCUGAGAAAUGGGGAAAGUAUGUGGGGGUGGAGAGCCGUGUGUACUGCAAAUAUCCUCUUCAUUUAGAAUGGGGCGAUGAACAUAAUAGGUCAUUUGAUGAUUUCUUUAUAAGAUGUCAGAAGGAUUAUGAGUUUCUCCCCAUGGAUCCUAAUCAGCCCCUCUCCCAUCAUGUUGUUUAUCGAGGAAUGAAGUCUCAGUUGCAAGAGAGGGUCCGGUAGAAUAGGUGUCAGGUAAAACAAGAGUGUUUUGAGGUGUGGAAAAAUACUCCCGAAGCAGAGAGAGGCUCUCUGGACUACUCAGGCAUUUUCUUGGAUUGAUAGAGACUCAUGGGCUAAUUUGUGCGCUUAUUAUGAUUCAGAGGACAAGAAGGACGAGGCAAGACGUAAUGCGCAGAAUCGGGCAUCAAAUUUGCAUGGUCGAGCAACUUAUACAGGUGGCUCGAGGAACAUGUCUCGGGCUAUGGAUCGAUUGAAAAGUCAAAUCAUUGAGGAUGGUGGCACACCUACAAUGUUGAAACUAUAUUUGGGUACCCACUCGUCAUCAGUAGAUAAGAUUACUGGAGAGUAUACAUACCCGGACAACAGCACUAAAGAGUAUUGCAAUCGAGUCAUCUAGGAGGCAACCUUAUCAGGGGUCGAUUCAGCCACAGAGGACGAUGCACUUUGUUUCACCCAGAUGUUAGAUUCCAUGCACGGAGGGCAUCACGGUGGUUAUGAAAGAGCCAUGGGCAUUGAUGCCACUUGGACUUACUUGAGGGCGUCCUCCAUACCGGAAAUCGACACUUCUAAUCAAGAGCUACGUCGCGACGUGGCUGAUCUUAGAACUCGGGUAGCUGAGAUGGAAAGUCCCAGGGAGCAGCUUAGGGAGGAGUUUAGGUCUCAGAUGCAGUUGAUUACUAACAAUAUGGUACAUAUGCUAAUAUUCACACACUCGCAUACAUAUGUACAUUGGCAUACACAAAUACAUACAUCUUAUACUUAUACACGUAAACAUACACAUAGACUUAACACUCAGACAUGUAUACACUCAUACAUUGCUAUUACUUUAUAGGUUAAUUCUCAGGUCGCUCGUCCUGCUCCCACUCGUAAUGAUCCACCAGCUUUUACUCGUCCGACUCCAAUUCCUCAGCCCGCUACUGAUAUACCACAUUCUGCUCGUCCUGCUUCAACCGCUAACACUUCUACUUCCAGUGCUCAAGGUCUGUCACAUGAGAAUAUUGCUAGGAUAUUUGCAGACUUAAGGCGUUCGGGCUUGUCCCAAGAGGAUAUUCUUCGAUGAAUUUCUUCUGUUCAUUGGCUGGAUGGAUCAGGCCGCUCCUAUCUUAUAUUUUGAUGUAUGAGACAUUUUGGAUAUUAGAGACAAAUAUAUAAUAUUGAAUACUUUUCAUUGUGAGA
Molecule: messenger RNA, 2053 nt
Organism: Asparagus officinalis (garden asparagus)
Lineage: Eukaryota; Viridiplantae; Streptophyta; Magnoliopsida; Asparagales; Asparagaceae
Exons: 10
Coding region: 197-877 (226 amino acids)
Source: RefSeq, a predicted model, not a curated record